AUGGGGUUUUUUAUCUUUUCAACACUUCUUCAGCUAAUAUAUUUUACUUCUGCAGAACAAGUCAGUGUUGUGCUAGAUCCCAAUUUCUCUCUUUCAUGACAAAUCGCAGGAGACUCUAUUACGUUUGGAUUUAAUUGUUCAUUUGAUGGAUGAUGCGGAAUCGGAUUUUAUGGAUCGAUGAAACAGACAGAUAUGAUUAUCCUUACUCUCCUCUUUAAAUUAAAGCAAAAUUAAUUAAAAAUUUCCAUUUUUAGGUAAUUAAUCCUUAAAAUUAAAAAAAAUUAUAAUCUCUAGGCAAAAUUUGUACCUAAUUUAUAGAGAGAGUUAUUAGACAAAAUGGAAACUUUGAUGCCUGGGACAUGUAUAGCACUUCUCAUGGCACUCCACCACAGGACAGUGCAAAAGGAAAAGGCUGCCGAGAUGACGUGAACCUGACAAGUUCCUCAUUCAAUAAUGGCAGAAUGCUUGGCUCUAUUUCAAGGCUUUUGAACACAGGUGACACCCUCUGCGAUUGGGUCAUCAAGCCUGGCGAAGCCAUAAACUUCUGUUUUGCUUAUAAACAAAAAAGCAAUAUUCAGAAAUUCCAAGAACACAGCACAUACGGAGAAGGAGUUUUGCUAAUAGGCUUAAACCAAACUUCUUCCUAUUUCUUGCCUUCAAGCUCAUUUGGAAGUGAAUAUGAAGAUCAUGGAAAUGAGAUGACCGUUAUGUGGCUUUGUUUAGCCCCAUUGUGCAUCAUGCUAAUCAGGUAUCUUAAGUGAACUUAUCUAGCUUUCUACGGCCACAUGCUACUGGGAUAUGUAGUCCUAGGCUUUACUUGUGGGAGUGUAUAUGAAAUUUAUAAAAAGGAUGAGCUUGCUUAUAAUGAUUUGAGUGAUAAUAAAAGGUAUCACUCAAGAAUUGGCUUCAUUCUUUGUGCUUUUGUCAUAGCACAAGCUAUCACUGGAGCUAUGACCAAGAUGUGGAUGCUUUUUAAAGAAGAUUUGAGCAUUCUCAGGGUAUGCAGAAGGGUUCAUAUGGCACUUGGAUGGUGCGCUCUUAUCCCUGGGCUGAUAAACUUGAAAUAUGGGUGGGAUAUUAAAGGUGACGAUACUGCUAAAAACGCAGUCUUUGCGUGCUACGCAAUUCUUGUAGUGCUGCUUGCCUUAUUGGAGAUUAGACAUCGAUUUUCUCAUAAGAUCAGAAUUCUACAGUGGAAUUUUAAACUAAAGCGGCUAAACAAAGCCAAGCCUGCGUUAGAAAAGUCAUUGAUGGAUCAGAUGGGAUCUACUCACACAGAAAUCCUAAAUGACAUUGUUUCCAAAAAUCUGUCAUGUGUCUUUUAUGAUGAAUAUUUACUAAAUGUUUCUGGAUUUAUUCAAAAUCAUCCUGGUGGAGCAUAUAUGAUCCGUAAAGUUAUAGGGGAAGAUGUAGGGAAGUAUAUUAACGGGUGCUCAAGUAUCAGUGGGUUCAUUGCUUCUUAUGACCAUUCUCGGCCUGCAAAAAAUCUGAUAAACAGCCUAAUCAUUGAUAGAGUCGCCUAUACAGCAGGUGUUCUCACAAAGAAGAGCUCAGAUCAAAGCUUAGACUAUGGGAAUAUGACCUGGGAGCUUGUAAGAAAAUAUAAUAUUGCAGAAGGGACUUUUUACAUUGAGCUGACAUCUAAAGACUGGGCUGUUGAGAACCCUCCUAAAGGUUUCGAGUGGCUUGGGAAGCAUUUUGGGGUUAGGGAAAGGAUCGGAAAAUCUGAAGUGAUACGAUAUUAUAGCCGUGACCCCUCACUGAGACUAAUUCUUUCAGACUAAUAUUUUUUCGCCUAUUUUUUUUUUGCCUAUUUUUUUUUUAGCCUAUUUUUUUUUAGCCUAAUUUUUUUUGGCCUAAUAUUUUUGUGCCUAAUAUUUUUUUGCCUAAUUUUUUUUGCCUAAUUUUUUUUGGCCUAUUUUUUUUGGCCUAAUUUUUUUUGGCCUAAUUUUUUUUGGCCUAAUUUUUUUUGGCCUAAUUUUUUUGGCCUAAUUUUUUUUGGCCUAAUUUUUUUUGGCCUAAUUUUUUUUGGCCUAAUUUUUUUUUGGCCUAAUUUUUUUGGCCUAAUUUUUUUGCCUAAAUUUUUUUGGCCUAAUUUUUUUUGGCCUAAUUUUUUGGGAUAAAAUUUCUCUAUCCAACUCCUCAAUGCUCUAUAAUAUAAUACUUUCAAGUUAUUUAUGCGGAUGUGAGAUAGAUUCUAACUUUAAUACUCCUUCUUAUAUUAAACUUAAUAUUUUGAUGAGUAAAUAUAAGCAUAUCUCUGAGCUCAUUUUCCUGUUUUCCUCAUAUUUUAAGCUUACUCCCCCCCCCCCCAUCCUUGAUCGAACGAUUGACUGUAAAAAUUCCUAAAAUUUAGGGAAAUUAACCCCCAUCCUUGAUCGAACGAUUUUCAUAUCAUGCAAAUUUUUAUAUAUAUAAAAAAAUAUAUUAGCUAUCAAAAACUUGGGAAGAUGUAUCUAAUGAAGUUGCUUUGAGAGUUUUGAGACAACAGAAAGCUGCGAAAUCAACCAUUCGAAGUGAUUUAACCAUCGGCCUCGGCUUAAAAGCUCAAUAAUCUAUAAAAUAGAGAUUCUUUACUCCCCCUUUAAAUUGGAAACUCAAAAUUUUGUUCUAAUUUUUUUUUUUAAAAAAAAUAUCAAUAUAAAAUUUUUUAUAAAAUAUAUAAAAAUUUAAAAAAAAAUUUCAAAAACUUAUCGAAUUAGAUUAAUAAAUUUGUUUAAUAAAAUGCUAUUUUUACUCUUUAUCCUUUAAAACAAAGCAAAGAUAUAACUAAAUUUUCAUUAUUAGUUAAUGCGCCACUCAAAAAAAUUAGGCCCAAAAUAUUAGGCCAAAAAAAAUUAGGCCAAAAAAAUUAGGGCCAAAAAAAAUUAGGCCAAAAAAAAUAGGCCAAAAAAAAUUAGGCCAAAAAAAAUUAGGCCAAAAAAAAUUAGGCCAAAAAAAUUAGUCCAAAAAAAUUAGGCCAAAAAAAUUAGGCCAAAAAAAAUUAGGCCAAAAAAAUUAGGCCAAAAAAAAUUAGGCCAAAACAAUUAGGCCAAAAAAAAUUAGGCAAAAAAAAUUAGGCUAAAAAAAAAUUAGGCCCAAAAAAAUUAGGCUAAAAAAAAUUAGGCCAAAAAAAAAUUAGGCCAAAAAAAAUUAGGCCAAAAAAAAAAUAGGCCAAAAAAAAAUUAGUCCAAAAGAAUUUGACCCAGAGAGGAGGAACCAUUAUAGCUUGAUGAUGACUGAUUUGCAUCAUUGGGCACGUGAAGCUAGAAAAGAAGGGUUCCAAAUCACAAAAAAGAUCUAUAAGAAAUCCAAAAGUCCGGACACUUUGAAACUUCAUAUCAAGAGAUAUGAUAAUGGCCUAAUGUCAAGGCAUCUGUGUGACCUUGAGCCAGGAAGUGAAUACAAACUCAAAGGUCCAUUAGGACCUGGCCUUGGCUUCUCAUCUGCGCCAGCAGGAAUAUGCACAGGAUUCGCAGCUGGAACAGGAAUUUUGCCAUUUUUGGAUCUGGUCUACAUGAUCUGGAACGGCUCUGUAUCCUCAGAUUUUUGCUUAUACCUUUACGUGACCUUUAGGUCUAAAAAAGAUUCCUUUGCAUUAGAUUUGCUUGAAGCGACCCAGAAGAAAUCAGGAAAGGCUCUGAAUUUGCAUAUAAACUUAGACGAAGAAAGGGUCGGAGGAAAGCUGACCGAAGAAAAACUGAAGGAGUGGGUCAAGAUACCCAAUAUCUCCAGAGCAUGGGUUUGUGGGCCAUCAGGAUUCAACCGAUGGAUUGAGUCCAUGCUUACAAGCCAAGGACUCCAGAGAAAUAAAUUGAUGAUUCUUUAA
Molecule: messenger RNA, 3808 nt
Organism: Blepharisma stoltei
Lineage: Eukaryota; Ciliophora; Heterotrichea; Heterotrichida; Blepharismidae
Source: the annotation of a GenBank genome assembly